GAGGCACUGAUCGCUGGCUUUCCUCAUCCCCCUAGCCGGGCGCGCAAGGAUGAGGAGCAUCCAAAUCUAACACCCAAGCCAUCCCUUAAAACCCUCCGUCGCAACUACAUGAUCCACGAGCUGCCUCUUCUCCACGAGCCUAAUCCUUACUACAACAAUGACAGCGACCAGCAACAGUUCCAUCCGCUUCAAGAACCAGGCCUCUCAUAUGAUUUGAUUGCUCCAGCCGCAUCGGACGAUGCUGCUCCCCUCCACAGCCUUGAGCGUCUCGCCGACCUCAUGUUCUCUUCGGAACACAUGCUCUCUAUUCUCAAUAAUCCACGCUAUCUUGCGCGAUUUCGCGAGUUUUUGCUCGAGGAACGUCCGCGCUCGCUUGCCCUCCUGACUUACUACCUCACAGCCCGCAAGGCUCUUCUAGCCAUUGACUAUGCCAACGCGCUCGUUCGGUCCGUCGUCGACGCGCCUCCGGUCACAAUUGCGACGCCCGACCCAAUCGUGGGCCAAAUCUCCCAUCCGGUGCUGUACCAGCGCGUCACAGAGGCUCUGCAGGCCCUCACAGCGGAGGAGCUUCCCGCUUUCAUCACCGCCCGCUGUAUCAGCUUGACGAGUAGAGUGGUCGAGGAGCGCGUACGCGGGACUCUCCCGCCCAAAUUCCAGGGUGCGUCCGAUGCGCUGGCGGAGGUGUUCUGCUUGACCGAUCCGUCACGACGGGACAACCCAAUCAUUUUCGCCUCAGAGGAAUUCCAUCGCACGACUCAAUACGGCAUGGAUUAUGUGCUUGGUCGCAAUUGUCGGUUUUUACAGGGGCCGAAGACCAACCCGAACAGCGUGAGACGCAUUCGCGAGGGCAUCGAGAAUGGAAGGCAUCAUUCCGAGCUGUUCCUGAAUUACCGCCGCGAUGGCUCCCCGUUUAUGAAUCUACUACAGUGCGCCCCACUGUGCGACAGCCGUGGCACGGUGCGAUACUUCAUCGGCGCCCAAAUCGACGUCUCCGGUCUGGCCAUGGACGGUGCACAGAUGGAGUCCCUGCGCGCUCUGCAGGCAAAGCAACAUGACGGCGAAGACGACGACGACAUCGACCGUCCCAAGGACGAAUUCCGGCAGCUGACCGAGCUGUUCAGCCCGCGGGAGUUGACCGUCACGCACGAGGUCGGCGGGACGCUCUUCCACCCCAGCGCGGCGUCCAGUACGGCUGGGAUGUUGGAUCGGGGCAGCUGGCAGGCGAUGAGUCGGACGUGGUCGAUGGUCGAGGAUGAGGCCAUCCGGGAGCGAGAGGUGAAGGAGUCCAUGUGGAGAGGCUCGUUGACCGGGGUGUAUGAAAACUACCUUCUGGUACGACCGUACCCCUCGCUGCGGAUUCUUUUCACCUCCCCCGCGCUCCAGAUUCCCGGCAUGUUGCAGUCCUCCUUCCUCUCGCGGAUCGGGAGUACCUCAACGGUGCGUGAGGAGCUGCUCGAGGCACUGAAAGGGGGGCGGAGCGUCACCGCACGCAUCAAGUGGGUGACGAGGUACAACACCCAAGGACGCGAUCGAUGGGUCCACUGCACGCCAUUGCUGGCGAGUAAUGGGGAGGUGGGGGUCUGGAUGGUGGUAGUUGUGGACGACGAUUGA
Messenger RNA from Aspergillus aculeatus ATCC 16872, 1611 nucleotides. RefSeq lists its product as uncharacterized. Gene Ontology annotation, cellular component: nucleus. The annotation marks the transcript as partial. The record is from RefSeq and is a predicted model, not a curated record. NCBI's taxonomy places the organism in Eukaryota, Fungi, Ascomycota, Eurotiomycetes, Eurotiales, Aspergillaceae. The transcript has 5 exons.